This is a messenger RNA of Heteronotia binoei (common prickly gecko), 5147 nucleotides long. RefSeq names its product non-SMC condensin II complex subunit D3 (gene NCAPD3). Gene Ontology annotation, cellular component: condensed chromosome, centromeric region; condensin complex. Gene Ontology annotation, molecular function: histone binding. NCBI's taxonomy places the organism in Eukaryota, Metazoa, Chordata, Lepidosauria, Squamata, Gekkonidae. The transcript is spliced from 34 exons. The coding region runs from base 351 to 4397 and encodes 1348 amino acids. Gene Ontology annotation, biological process: mitotic chromosome condensation; meiotic chromosome condensation. The record is from RefSeq and is a predicted model, not a curated record.
CCUGGGUCGACACAGCCUGGGAACUAGAUUUCACUGAGACGGAGCCUUUGGAUUCUAGGCAUGAGAGUGCGAUCACAGAGGAUGGUUUGGAUGCCUUCUCCCAGCUCUACGAGACUCUCUAUCCCUUUGCUGCCAAUGAGCAGGGAGCUACCGAAAGCAUCUGGGCCCUCUUUGCCGAGAACAAUGUUUCCCACAAUGCCCUCGUUGCUGUGUUGUAUCACUUUGUCCAAGAGGCUCAAAAUAAAAAGGCUGAUGUCCUGCAGCGGCUCUAUGCACUCCAUGCAGCUGGGCUGUACUUCCUCCUGGUUGAAAUUCCAGGCAGCAUAGCCAAUCAGCUGUUCCAUCCCGUGAUGUUUGAAAAGUGCCUUCAGGCCAUCCAGAAGUGCUGGCCUCAGGGCCUGGACUUGCCCAGGAAAAGGAAAAAGAGCCAAACAUCAAAUCAUCAGCAUGGAAAAAAUAAGAGGGGAAGGGUGGCGAAGAAGACUAAUACCCAGAUGGAUGAUAUCUUUGAAGAGGAAGAGGAUCAAGACGAGGAGCUCUUUUUCUCUGCAUCUGACCUUCUGCAAAUCCGGGAGGCCCUCUUCCUUCUCCUGAAGAACUUCCUGAGGCUUCUUUCCAAGUUCUCCCUGAAAGAGACACCGCAGUGUGUUCAGGCAUGCAUCCAGAUCUUUCUUGACUUCUUGAGUUUUGAGCCUUGCCCACGCAGCCUCGAGCCUUCAGAGAGCAUGACUCCUGAUCAAGCCAAGUAUUUCCCGGAGCUUGCCCACCUUGGCUUGCGACUCUUGUGUUCCGAGCUUCACAGCCUGCAAGAUAAGACUCUGCGCUGGAUGUUCCAUCGGCUUCUGCAUGUUGUCCUUAUGCUGCCAGGGCGAGGAGGAUCCGGCGCUGCGCCUGCUGUCGUUCCACCUCAGGCCAUUAGUGCCAGCAACCAGGCAGUCAGGUUCAUCAGCUCUCUCACUGAGGAACUUGGAGAAGUUGCUUUUCCUGUUCUGCGAAUCUUACUGCAGCACAUUUGCGUCAAGGUCCCCGAUAAGUCUGAAUACCGCACACAUGCAGCACUGGCUCUGUCGCAAUUGCUGCAUCAACUCCCUUGCACACAGCAUGCCGAUUUCAUCGCGUGGCUCUACAGGUAUUCGUGCAACAGCAAGAUUUCUUACCGAGUGUUUGCCCUCGAUGUUGCCUUGGCCCUGCUGGGAUUUCCGGAGAGGGAACAUGACAGCUCCUUGUCUGAGGAGCAGCAGAUGUUCCUGAAGCACAAGUUCCUGGUGCAGGUGAUGAUCUUCGGCCGAUGCUCGGACAAAGCCCCGACAGUGCGCGGCAAGGCGCUUUCAAGCUUCGCGCAGUGCCUGGAGACAAAAACCACAUCCAGCGUUGAGAACAUCCAGGAGCUCUUGCAAAGCACUGUUGGUUCGUCAGCCGUGACCACGCACGGGCCCACGGGGACUUCUUUGUCCAACACAGAAGGACUCUCCCGGCCUCAGAAGACCUUCCCAACCUUCAAAACCAUUGAAGUGAGCGAUGAGCGUGAUACCGACGAUUUUGAUGGAAAGGAGGUCAUGGCUAUGCUGAGACUGAGAGCUGGGGACGAGAAGACCAAUGUAAGGAAAUCUGCCCUCCAGGUGCUCAUGAGCAUCUUGAAACACAGCAUGAUCCCUUGCACCCCGGAAGACUUGGCCACGCUCCAGGAUCGGUGUCGCGAUCCUGCAGUCUCUGUAAGGAAGCAAGCCCUGCAGUGCAUUACGGACCUCUUAAUGUCUCACCGUGAUGACGUUCUGAUCCAGAAGGCCUGGCUGACAGGCGUCAUUCCUGUCGUCAUGGACUGCGAGAGCUCCGUGCAGGAGAAAGCCUUGGCCUGCCUCGACCAGCUCUUGCUGCAGCCCAUAAAGCACAGCAGGCAUCAGGAGGCCGGGCAAAAUCUGGCCUGGGAUCUGCUGACACUGCUCACGAAAGAGAGUCAAGAACUAAGCCGCUACUUAAACAAAGCUUUCUGCGUAUGGUCCAAGCAAGGCCGCUUCUCCUCCACCUUUGUUAACGGGCUCAUCUCUCACGUGGGCACGGAGCGCUCUUCGCCUGCCUGGAUGCUACUGGCCAAGGUGGCUGGCUCCGCCCCCAAGCUGGACUAUUCUAAAGUCAUCGAUGCCUGGGAUGAGAUCAGCAGACAUCACACUGCUGACUUGGACACCACUGUGCACAUGCUGUGUGUGAUUGGCAGCAUUGCCAAGCACCUGUCCCGGAGCAUCCAGCACAAGCUGAUAGACAAUAUCAAGUCUUGGCUGCGUGAUUUCCAGUGCCCCCUGGAAGCAAUCAGCCCAGCUGUUGAGACACUGCAGAAACUUUGCCACGCCUCCUCGGAUGCCCUGGAGGAAGCACUGGCACUGUUGAAUGAGAUCUGUGGUGAUCUCGUGUCCGUGUGUGAGAGCUGCAUCUCAAGCGUUGUCCUGAAAGAGGGCGGGGCAGAGCAGCUGCAAGAGGAUGUCUUGGUGAGGCAUCUCUUCACCCUGGGCGAGGCCGCACAGCUGUGCCCGGCUAAAGUGGAGAAACGCAUCUUCUUGCUGAUCCAGUCCAUCUUGGCAAGUCCUGUUGCUGCGGAACAACUAUCGAGUCCUGCAGAUGACAAUGACAACGAUUGCCCGGCAACUGAGCCGUUGUCCCAGUUCAGAGGCUCCGUGAUGCCUUCCGUGGUCCGAGCACACGCCUUCAUUACCCUGGGUAAGCUUUGCCUGCAGCACGAGGAUCUGGCGAAGCAAUGCAUUGCGGCCCUGGCUCGGGAACUGGAGGUGUCCAAGGACAUGGCCAUCCGCAAUAACGUCGUCAUCGUGAUCUGUGACCUCUGCAUCCGCUACACCACCCUGGUGGACGAGUACAUCCCCGACAUCUCCACCUGCCUGAAGGACCCGGAGCCUUUCAUCCGGAAGCAGACCCUCAUCCUCCUGACCAACCUGCUCCAGGAGGAAUUUGUCAAGUGGAAAGGCUCUCUGUUCUUCAGAUUUGUGAGUGUUCUGGUGGACCCAAACCCGGAUAUUGCCAGCCUCGCAGAGUUCUGUUUAGUGCAUCUUCUGCUCAAGAGGAAUCCAGCCAUGUUCUCCCAGCACUUCAUCGAAUGCAUCUUCCACUUCAACAGCUAUGAGAGACACGAGAAAUACAACCGGUUCUCCCAGAGCGAGAGGGAGAAAAAACUGUUUUCCCUGAAGGGCCAAGCUGACAAAGGGAAGCGGAUGCAGAUCUACAAGUUCCUGCUGGACCACUUUACAGACGAGCAGAGGUUCAACAUCACCUCUAAGAUCAGCCACAGUGUUUUGGCAUGCUUUGUAGAUGAAGUCCUCCCACUGGACAUGGAAGCCAGCGAGCUGCUCUCAGACACCUUCGAGAUCCUGAGCUGCAAAGAGAUCAAGCUGUCGGCCAUGAGAUCCAGACCGGAGGAGGACCUCCACCCGGAGGAAGACGAGAUGGCCAUGGCCGACGCCGUCAUGCAGGUGGCCCAGAAGAAACUCAUUUCGCAAGUUCAAAAGAAGAACUUUAUCGAGCACGUCAUUCCAAUCAUCACUUCGCUGAAGACCUUGUUGGAGCAAAGCCGGCUUCCGGCAUCGAGGGACCUCAUGAACUACCUCCGGGAAGUGAUGCAGGACUAUCGGAAUGAAAUCAAAGAGGUGUUUGCUGUGGACAAGCAGCUGGCUGCCGAGCUGGAGUACGACAUGAAGAAGUAUGAAGAGCAGCUGCAGAGGGAGCGGGAGCCAAGCCCGGAGCUACCGGAGGAGCCAGAUACACUCCCUGCUCAGGUGGCAGCACAGCGGUCUCCCAGCUCUGAGAGGGCCGAGCUUCGCGGGGACCUCCACGAUGCAGGUUCUCCAACCACCCGAAGAGACUCCUUGCCGCCGAGAGCUGCUCUGCCGCCUUUAUCGAUGGGGUUUCUGACGCCCCCCGCAAGAAUCCUGAAGCCCAAACCCAGGAGGAUGUCCCUGAAUACCUUCGCCAUCCUCAACUCGGCUAAAAAGGCCAUGGAGGCAGCCAGAAAGCAGCGCAGCAGGAGCCUCAGCGGGCAGCCUUUGUCUCCGGAGAGUCAGCGGAGCAGCAAGCAAGUGACCCUUAGCAGCCUAACCCAGACGUCUUCCGAAGGUACCGUCCUCCACGGCAGAGCCAUCAGCACUCCAGAGAAAUCUAUUAACAACGUGACUUUUGGCGCUGGAGUCAGUUACAUCAGCCUGACGGGCACGCCCACUUCAGCUCAAGAAAAACGAGCCCGGGAUCAGUCAAAAGAGAUUGUUUGUUUGGCAGCCCCCGAUAAGCCCUCCUCACAGCCCCAGCCGUGGAAGGUUAACUCUCCAGGGAGGAAAAGCUGCACGACUCGGACAGGGCUGAGGAAGUUCAGUUCCAAGACUCCCCUGAAGCCAGCCAACUGACGCCGCGACAUCCGCGGGAGGCAAAAUCUUGUACAGAAGCAAAAUCAUGGUGUUUAUAAAGCAAGUCCUUUCCCCUCCCCCCCACCCCUCGGAAUCUCUUUGCAGACAACAGCUUUGAUCCCCGUAAAUACUUUUUCUAGAUUUUCUAUGCUGUUAUUGCUUUGUUUUUAACCAGAAUGAUACAGAUCUCUAUUUUGGGACUGGUCUAGGUCCUACGGUGCCAGGAGAUACGGUGUCUGGCCGUGUCACAUAAAUUGUUACUCGCCGCAGAGCAGGGCUGCUUUCAGGCUGAAGGACUCGCUCGACCCGUUCACGGAGGCGACUGGUUUCAGGUCGAAGGGGCAGGUCUGUUGGUUGUGCCUGCUGCUGAACCGAGAUCGUGUGUGGGAUCUUCCUGUACCUUGCUCAAAGCAUAAGCUAGCUUAAUUUUACCCUUGACAUGCACUCAUGUCCAUCUGCUAUCUGAGAGACAGCUUUCCAUAGACGAAAGGCUUGAGCCGGCAUAGAGAGACCCUCUCAGUAAAGGGCAGCACAGAAGGAUUAGUCUUCCAAGUCGCUGGGGGUGGGUGGGUGAUGAGCUGUGGGUACAAUCCAGAGCUCCAGGUGUAACUCUACACACCGUAGCUUGUGCCCUGUUUCUCUAGACAGUCCUCCGGUUCUUGCCUGAAUAGAUUAUUUCCUGGUGUCGGAGCAGGUUCUGACCUCCAACUGUUUCAAUGAUAUGCACAAUAAAUAACGAACAGACCCCCA